Helobdella robusta is the source of this 2320-nucleotide messenger RNA. RefSeq lists its product as hypothetical. The record is from RefSeq and is a predicted model, not a curated record. Lineage: Eukaryota; Metazoa; Annelida; Clitellata; Rhynchobdellida; Glossiphoniidae. Bases 1 to 1857 code for a protein of 618 amino acids. Gene Ontology annotation, cellular component: postsynaptic membrane; neuron projection; synapse. The transcript has 8 exons. Gene Ontology annotation, molecular function: transmembrane signaling receptor activity; acetylcholine-gated monoatomic cation-selective channel activity. Gene Ontology annotation, biological process: monoatomic ion transmembrane transport; signal transduction; regulation of membrane potential.
AUGCAGCUCGGACAAGUAAUCAUAAGAAAAGAUGAAGACGAAGAUGAUAAUAACAACCUUUACUAUCCACCUCAUCAUCAUUAUCAUCGUAAUUUCUACGUCGUCUUCAACGUCAUCUUCAACGUCAUCAUAGUUUCCAUCAUUUUCAGCUCCUCAAAAGUUGUGGCUUUAAACCAACCGAGCAAAAGCUUGUAUCAAACAUUGUUAAUAGAGUCGGAUUACAACAAAUUGAUAAGGCCUGUCGGUGAUAUUUCUGAUACUUUGAUUGUAAAUAUCGGAUUGAGGUUGAUUGCCAUCGUCGACAUCGAUGAAAAAAAUCAAAUAAUGACAACAAACGUCUGGCUUGAGCAGUCAUGGCGUGACCACAAGUUAGUAUGGCGCCCAGAGGAUCAUGGAAACAUCACGAAGCUCUACGUACCGACGGAUGCUAUCUGGCUGCCUGACAUCGUUCUUUAUAAUAGCGCGGACGGAAACUUCACGAUAAAAAUAGUAACGAAGGCGACUGUGCACUACGAUGGUCUGGUGACUUGGACGCCGCCAGCCGUCUACAAGAGCCUCUGCCUCAUCGAUGUUGAAUACUUCCCAUUCGACGAACAACUUUGCACCCUCAAGAUUGGUAGUUGGUCGUACGAUGGUUUCUCAGUGGACAUCAGGCAUAAUUCACUAGCUCAGGACGCCGAUGAUUCUGUAUAUAUCGAGAAAGGCAUCAACCUGUCUGACUACUCGGCCAGCACGGAAUGGGACCUGCUGUCGGUUCCGGCCCAGAAGUACGUCAAGUACUACCCCUGCUGCUCCGAGCCCUUCCCCGACAUCAAAUUCAACAUCACCAUCAGGAGGAAGACGCUGUACCAUGCCGUCAACCUCAUCCUUCCCUGUGUGGCCAUCUGUGCCCUGACCCUCCUAGUCUUCUUCGUUCCGGCUCUUUCCGGAGAAAAAAUAACAAUGGCCAUCACGAUCCUGAAUUCGUUGAAUAUUUUUUUGCUCUUGGUGGCUGAGAUAAACCCGCCCACCUCCCUGGCCACACCUCUCAUCGGCAAGUACCUCCUCUUCACCAUGGUGCUCGUCACGUGCUCGAUUAUCGUCACCGUUUUCGUGUUGAAUGUCCACUUCCGGUCUGCCUCGACGCACGUGAUGAGCGAUAGAGUGAGGACUUUGUUCCUUGAGGUUCUUCCGCGAUUGUUGUUCAUGCAGAGGCCGCAAGAUAAGUACAAGCAUAGGGAGAUGAUGAACAGGUUGGAUAUGAGUGGUGUGGGCGGUGGUGGAGCUGCUGCUGCUGCUGCUGUGGCUGCCGGUGGUGGUGCUACCGCUGGUGGUGGUGGUUCUCGGAGGAAAAAAUCGAGUGCUGAUGGUGCGAAAGCUGUAAGAAUCGUCGAAGGAUAUGAUGAUGGAGGUGUUGGUGGGGAGGGCGAUGGUGGAAAUGACCGCCAGGGAGAUGAUGGAAGCCUCCAGGACGACGAUGAGGUCGGGGAAGAUAAUGAAGACUUCGCAGGCGACGAUGGCGAAGAUGAGGACGACGAUGGUGAUGACGACGAUGAUGAUGACGAGUCUAACGACGACGAUGAUGAGGAGGAGGAGGAGGAGGAGGAGGAAGAGGAGGAGGGGGAUGUUGGUGAUAAUAGUGACCGAAAAUGCAACUUGCCUCCAACUCUCCGUCAGGCCGUCAUCGGGGUCAACUUCAUCGCCACACAGAUCAAGGAACAAGAUGAAGCUGAUAGCGUGAAAGAGGACUGGCAGUUCAUAUCGAAGGUCAUGGAUCGAUUGUUCAUGUGGAUUUUCACGGCAGUCUGUGCCCUCGGAACCUUCAGCAUCAUUCUGCAAGCCCCAAUGCUCUACGAUACGAGGCCUCUCAUUGGUUGAUUCAUACUUAGGAGACUUUUGAUUGGCUGACGAUUUUACGUAACAAAUUUAUGAUUGGCUGACGAUCUUACGUAGAAAACUUUUGAUCGCAUGAUUUACAUGAUACACGAAUGACGAGAAAUUUUGUUGUGGAAUGUAUAACGUUUGAACGGCUGUUAAUUUUUUUUUGAACAAUUUGAUUGGCUGGCUGUAGGCUGCAAGAAAUCUGAUUGGACGAUUAUUGUAUCGCUCUUUUUGAUCUAAAUAGUUGAAUUAAAAAUGGUCUUUGCUUUUAAAAAUGAAAGAUUUUUUGUUGACAUUUUGAUUGGCUGGUUGGCUGAUUGAUUGAUUGAUUGGUUGGUUGACUGAUUGAUUGGUUGACUGAUUUAUUGAACUAGGAGCAUUAGACUGAAAGAUUUUUUUUUAAAUAUAUAGCUUAUUAAAUGAUUUUAUUUGUAGUAUUUGUAAUAAAGUUAAAAGCUUG